Molecule: messenger RNA, 1397 nt
Organism: Schistocerca serialis cubense
Lineage: Eukaryota; Metazoa; Arthropoda; Insecta; Orthoptera; Acrididae
Exons: 8
Coding region: 155-1210 (351 amino acids)
Molecular function (GO): zinc ion binding; oxidoreductase activity
Source: RefSeq, a predicted model, not a curated record
AUCAACCGCUUCGGUUGGUACAACGCAUCCCCUCUCCACUCCUGGGCGCUCGCCGCCUUACCGCAGGGCUGAGGCGACGCCAGCUGUAGCCUAGCGUCAGUCGGGCGCGGGAGUUCGUCUGCGGCGGAGCACGAGAGCAGCUUUGGACAGUACAAUGGUGAAUCAGACAAUGGAAGCAUUGCAGUUCAACUCCAAAACACAAACACUUUCACUAGUAACAGAGAAAGUACCAUCAGUCAAAGAAAAUGAAGUACUAGUCAAAGUUGCAUAUGCAGGUGUUUGUGGAACAGACCUACAUAUUGUAGAGGGUUCCUUCCCAUGCACUGAUCAACCAGUGAUCCUCGGUCAUGAGUUUAGUGGAACAGUCACAGCAGUUGGAUCUAAAGUAACUAAUGUGAAAGUGGGAGACAAGGUAGCUGUUGAUCCAAACAGUGGUUGCAACACCUGUGGCCCAUGCUCUGGGGGACAGUACCAUUACUGCAGCACUGGAGGCAUCAACUCAACAAUAGGCAUAUACUGUAAUGGUGGAUGGGCACAGUACUGUACAGCUCCUGAUACACAGGUGUACAAAUUGCCAGAUAACAUUGCUCUAGAACAAGGUGCAUUAACAGAACCCAUAUCAUGUCUGUCCCAUGGCUGGGACAGAGUUCAGCCCAUCCCUGUGGGCUCUAGUAUCCUUAUCACAGGAGCUGGCAUUAUAGGCAACUUAUGGGCAUGCCUACUCCACGUUCAAGGACAUCGAAAGGUUACAAUAAGUGAGCCCCUAGAGGACAGGCGCAAAAUUGCUGAAAAACUUGGAACUGGAUUUCAAGUUGUUAGCCCAGCUGAACUGAAAAAUCAAAAAGAGAAAGAUCCAGAAUUUGGUUUUGAUGUUGCUAUUGAGUGCAGUGGUAAUGGCAGGGCAAUGGAAGAUGCUCUCUGGAUGCUCAACUGUGGAGGAAAACUGUGUGUCUUUGGUGUUGCCUCUCCAGACACGAGAGUAAGUGUAUCACCAUACCAUCUCUACAAGCAAGAAAUCACUAUUAUUGCAGUGAACAUUAAUCCAUUCAGCUUUCCAAAAGCUUUGGGUUUUAUCGACUCCAUGGGUACAAGGUAUCUGGAAUAUGAAAAACUGGGAAUAAAGACAUUCCCCCUUAAGCAGCACAAAGAAGCCUUGGAAGAGUUGAAAAAAGGCUCAAUUGCAAAAGCAAUCUUCAAGGUGGAACAUUAGGCAAGAAUUUAAGCCUGUCUCUUCAGAAGAGAAAAACAUUAACGCUUGCCGAAGGCUCAUAUUUGUACCCAGUUUUAAAUCACCACUACAGUUUUCCAUUUAAUGUGAUGGCUGUGUUUAAAACAAUAAAUCAAAUUUAUUAGCAUAGUAUUUUUUAAUCCAAUAAAACAUGCAUAUUUACCUUUAA